CACCAAGGUCACACCGACGAAUCCUUAUCUCUUUGUUGUGUUAUCGCAAUCUUAUUGGUUGGUUUAAUAUUGUUUGCCACGUCAAUAACUUAAAUUGAGAUUAUAAGAAACUGCGCUGUUUUAUUAGAAGGGUGGCAUUUUUGUCUUUUUUCUUUUCCGGUGGCCUAAGUUGGCAAACGUAUAGUCCGGGGGGUUAGUUGCAAAACCCCCCAUAGUUUACGGUUUUUUUUUUUUUUUUUUUUGUAGUUUACCCUAUUUUAUAUUGGAAGAGAGUUUCUUGUACUUCUACCCUUGUUAAUUAAAGGGACGAGAUAAAAAUGUUAACACUUGCAGUCUCAUUUAUCGGAAAUUGGGAGUUCCAUUCUCUUUCCUUAUUUUUAUUUUAUUUAUUUAUUUAUUUAUUUUAUUUUUUUUGCUCUUUGCAUUUGUCAUGGUUCUUUAAUUUGAUUACUCCAAAUAAAUUCAGUUCUUCUUUUUCAAAAACAAAUAAAAAAUUAUUCUUGUUCCAAUAUAAUUCUUGUGUAAGUACGAAUCCAUUUAUAGAUAUGCUCUUAAUAGUAUAGUUUAAAAUUUGCAUAGAAGAUAAUUACAAUUAUUUAUUUUUACUUUUAAAGUAAAAUUUUGAUUUUAUGUUACUGCUUGUCCCCAAAUGACGGCCUCAGCACAACUGUAUUUUAGCGGGAAUAACCAACUCAUUUGGCCUGGGUUUCGGUGUCAGUGUGUCACUAGUGAAAUGAAAAUUCUUUUCUCAGUCUCUGGUCUUCCAUGAUUAAUUGAUUAUGAAAGCAAAUACAAUCAUAAACCGUUUAUUAAAGCCUAGUAUAUAUUUCCUGCUAAAUACAUGCAAAAACAUGAUAGAGCUCAAACAAAUCCACGCUCAGAUGAUCAAAGAAAUCAACUUCUCUCUUCAUGAGACCCCAACUCAAGUUUUGAAGUUGGUUUCUUUCUGUGCAGUUUCACCACAUGGAAGCUUAGCCUAUGCUAAAGCAAUCUUUAGUCAGCAACCAAACCCAUCUGUUCCACUCUAUAACUGUCUCAUUAGAGGACUCUCCUCAAGUAAACAGCCUCUUGAAGCACCAUUGUUGUACCUGGAAAUGCUCAGAAAUGGAUUGCAACCCAAUAAUUUUACUUUUCCUUUUGUGAUUAAAGCCUGCAUCAAAUCUUCUAUGACCCAUUUCGCGAUUCUAAUUCAUACCCAUGUUGUUAAAUAUGGAUUUGAAUAUGAUUGUUACAUUCAGAGUUCAUUGAUUCGUUUGUAUGCUGAUGGGAAAGAUUUGGAUUCUGCAAGACAGCUGUUUGAUAUGUGUUCUGAAAGAGACAUUGUGUCUUGGAAUUCAAUGCUUGGUGGGUUUGUGAAGUGCGGUGACAUAGAGAGAGCACGAGCGGUGUUUGACCGGAUGGUAAACAGAGAUGUGAUUUCUUGGAACACCAUCAUCAAUGGUUAUGGAAUUCUCGGGAGAAUAGAAGAAGCAGAGAGUUUUUUCAAUGAAAUGCCUGAGAAGAAUGUAGUCUCUUGGAAUUCAAUGUUGGCGGGUUAUGUUAAAUGUGGAAAUGUAGAGCUUGCCCUUAAAUUGUUCCGUGAGAUGCCUUGUAGAGAUGUUGUGUCAUGGAAUGCCAUGUUAGCAUGUUAUGCACAGAGUGGGAAAUCAAAUGAAGCUCUUGCGUUAUUUGAUGAGAUGCAGACGACGAACAUAGUGCCAACUGAGGCCACUUUUGUCAGCCUUUUAUCAGCCUGUGGUCAUUUGGGUGCUCUGGACCAAGCGUUGAGUUUGCAUUCCUACAUCAUUGAUUAUAAAAUCGAGAUAAAUUUCAUUGUUGGCACUGCGUUGGUGGACAUGUAUGCCAAAUGUGGUAGCAUAUCUCGUGCCUCUGAAGUUUUUUAUUCUAUGGAUUCCAAAGACGUUCUUACUUGGAACACCAUCAUAACUGGCAUGGCUAUGCAUGGUUGUGCGAGCAGUGCUCAAAGGCUUUUUAGGGAGAUGCAAGAGGAUGGUGUGGCACCUAAUGAUAUAACUCUUGUAGCUAUGCUCACUGCUUAUCGUCAUUCAGGGAUGACAGAAGAAGGCCAGAGAUUACUGGCUUGCAUGAGUUGCACUUAUGGGAUUGACCCCAAGGUUGAGCAUUAUGGUUGUGUUAUUGAUCUGCUUGCUCGGGCUGGGCGAUUGGAAGAGGCCUUGGAUCUGAUAGGGACUAUGCCUAUGGAGCCCAAUGCAAGUGUUUGGGCAGCAUUGCUCGGAGGUUGCAGGAUUUAUGCGAAUGCUGAGGUGGGUGAAAGAGUGGGUAAACGCCUUAUCAAUCUUCAACCGCAGCAUAGUGGCCGCUACAUCCUUCUCUCAAAUAUAUAUGCUGCUGCAAAACGAUGGGAUGAUGCAAGAAAAGUGAGAAACCUUAUGAAAACCAAAGGGGUGGCUAAGGUGCCAGGGGUAAGUGUGAUUGAGUUGAAGGGGAUUGUGUACCGGUUUGUGGCUGGCGAUUGGUCACAUCCCGAGUCAAGCUAUAUAUAUGAUAAGUUGCGUGAGCUAUCAACACGGCUAAAGACUACCACCGAAUAUUUACCAGAUACAGAGCAAACUCUGUGUGACAUAGAAGAAGAAGAAAAGGAGUAUGCUUUGUCUGUUCACAGUGAGAAGCUGGCCAUUGCAUAUGGAUUCCUACACUUGGGUACUGAGGAAGUCAUCAGAAUUGUCAAAAACCUAAGAGUGUGCAGAGAUUGUCACCAUUUCAUAAAGUUGGUUUCAAGAAUUUAUGGUCGAGAAAUCGUUGUCAGGGAUAGGAACAGGUUUCAUCAUUUCAAAGAUGGGGAAUGUUCUUGCCUAGAUUUUUGGUAGAUGUAUUGAGAUUUAUAGUUGUAUCAGAACAUUGUUAUGGGUUAAUUGCAACCAAAAAAAAACCUUGUAUCAUACAUGUUUUUGCAAGUUGCCCCCUACAUUGCAAUUUAUCCUUCAAAUAUUGAAAAUGUUACAAUUUGUUUUCUCCAUAGGGGGGUAUCCUGUAGCAUUUUCAAUAGUUAAAGGGAUAAAUUGCAAUGCAUGGUGCAACUUGCAAAAACUUGUACAGUACUGGGUUUUUUUGCAAAGAACCCUAUUGUUAUAUAUGUGGUUUUGGAUAAGAGCAUGUUGGUGCUCGAGUUAGAAUGACCCCAUGGUGAUUUUUUGGACUGUCAUAUUUGGCCACAUCAGAUAAAAAUUGACUUUAGUUGAAAAAAAUGGUUAUUUGACCUAGCCAAAAUAU
Cornus florida is the source of this 3231-nucleotide messenger RNA. Its product is annotated as pentatricopeptide repeat-containing protein At1g08070, chloroplastic-like. Gene Ontology annotation, biological process: RNA modification. The transcript is spliced from 2 exons. Bases 780 to 2828 code for a protein of 682 amino acids. The record is from RefSeq and is a predicted model, not a curated record. Gene Ontology annotation, molecular function: protein binding; zinc ion binding; RNA binding. NCBI's taxonomy places the organism in Eukaryota, Viridiplantae, Streptophyta, Magnoliopsida, Cornales, Cornaceae.